GGGGGAUUCCAGAGAGAAUUUGGGGGGCUCAGGUGCUAAUUUGGGGGUCUCAGGUGCUAAUUUGGGGUCUCGGGUGCCAAUUUGGGGGUCUCAGGUGCCAAUUUGGGGGAUCCAAGAGCGAAUUUGGGGGGUUCAGGUACCAAAUGAAGGGAUUCAAGUGCAAUUUUGGAGGUUUAGGUGCCAAUUUGGGGGUCUCAGGUGCCAAUUUGGGGGUGUCAGGUGCCACUUUAGGGGAUUCAGGACCGAAUUUGGGGGUUCAGGUGCCAAUUUUGGGGUCUCAGGUGCCAAUUUGGGGGAUCCAAGAGCAAAUUUUGGGGUUCAGGUGCCACUUUGGGGUCUCAGGGGCCAAUUUGGGGAUCCAGAACCGAAUUUUGGGGUUCCAGGUGCCAAUUUGGAGGAUUCAGGACAGAAUUUUGGGGUUCCAGGACCGAAUUUUGGGGUUCAGGUGCCGAUUUGGGGGAUUCAGAACCGAAUUUUGGGGAUUCAGGACCGAAUUUGGGGUCUCAGGGGCCAAUUUGGGGGAUCCAGAACCGAAUUUUGGGGUUCAGGUGCCAAUUUUGGGAUUCAGGACCGAAUUUUGGGGUUCCAGGACCGAAUUUUGGGGUUCAGGUGCCACUUUGGGGGAUUCAGAACCGAAUUUGGGGGAUUCAGGUGCCAAUUUGGGGGAUCCAAGAGCAAAUUUUGGGGUUCAGGUGCCACUUUGGGGUCUCAGGUGCCACUUUGGGGUCUCAGGGGACAAUUUGGGGGAUUCAGAACCGAAUUUUGGGGGUUCCAGGUGCCACUUUGGGGGAUUCAGGACCGAAUUUGGGGGAUCCAGGACCGAAUUUUGGGGUUCCAGGUGCCAAUUUGGAGGAUUCAGGACAGAAUUUUGGGGUUCCAGGUGCCAAUUUGGGGGAUCCAGGACCGAAUUUGGGGUUCAGGUGCCGAUUUGGGGGAUCCAGGACCGAAUUUGGGGGAUUCAGAACCGAAUUUUGGGGUUCAGGUGCCAAUUUGAGGAUCCAGGACCGAAUUUUGGGGUUCCAGGUGCCAAUUUGGGGAUCCAGGACCGAAUUUUGGGGUUCAGGAGCCAAUCCAGGUAUUUUUCCCCCUCCCCAGCAGCUCCCAGGUGUUUCCUGCAUUUCCCCUCUGCCCAGUUUGGGGCACCUGAUGCAGUUUAAAGGUCUGGAAUAGGAAAAUUCACUUUUCAGGGGGUCUGGAAUCAUGAAAUGCACCUUGAAAAUGGGUGUGGAGUCAUAAAAUUCACACGGAAAGGGGUCUGGAAUAAUAAAAAUCACUUUUCAGGUGGGUCUGGGAUAAUCAAAAUCACUUUUAAGAUGGGUCUGGAAUAAUAAAAUUCACUUUUCAGAUAGGUCUGAAAUAAAAACUCACUUUUAAGAUGGAUAUGAAAUAUUAAAAUUCACUUUUAAGAUGGAUCUGGAAUAAUUAAAAUCAGUUUUAAGAUGGGUCUGGAAUAAUCAAAAUUACCUUUUAAAAUAAAUCUGGAAUAAUAAAAUUCCAUUUUUUAGAUGGGUCUGGAAUAAAAACUUUUAAGAUGGAUCUGGAGUAAUAAAAAUCAGUUUUUAGAUGGAUCUGGAAUAACAAAAAUCAGUUUUAAGAUGGGUCUGGAAUAACAAAAAUC
Messenger RNA from Cyanistes caeruleus (blue tit), 1618 nucleotides. NCBI's taxonomy places the organism in Eukaryota, Metazoa, Chordata, Aves, Passeriformes, Paridae. The record is from RefSeq and is a predicted model, not a curated record.